Messenger RNA from Trichoderma gamsii, 651 nucleotides. RefSeq lists its product as hypothetical. The transcript is spliced from 2 exons. Gene Ontology annotation, cellular component: cell division site; plasma membrane; growing cell tip. Bases 1 to 651 code for a protein of 216 amino acids. NCBI's taxonomy places the organism in Eukaryota, Fungi, Ascomycota, Sordariomycetes, Hypocreales, Hypocreaceae. The record is from RefSeq and is a predicted model, not a curated record.
AUGGGUGUCGGUACUUUCUUUCACUACUUCGGCACAGUACUGCUGCUUUGCGCCACAGCACUUCUGAUCGUUGUGUCGGUCACGGCGCCUGUCGUCAAUGACCUCUCCAUCUUGAAGGUCGACUUUUCUCGCAACGCUGUAGACAGAAUAACGUACGGCACAUUUGGAUAUUGUAUUAUCCACUCAAAUGGACCGGAUACCUGCACCUCUUCUCACGUUGGCUACGAUGCCACCGCCGCCCUGGCUCAGGUCACUCAGGUCUCGUUCUCCAAGGGCGACCGUGAUAGCGCCAAGGUUCUUACGAGGGUACUGAUUCUGCACCCCAUCGCCGCCGGCCUCUCCUUUUUGGCCUUCUUGCUCUGCCUCGGCACCAGCUUCCUCGGCUCUUUUGUCGCCUCUCUCUUUUCCUUCCUGGCCUUCGUCGUUACCCUCGUCGCCAUGGCCUGUGACUUUGCUGCUUUUGGCAUCAUCAAGCACGCUGUCAACUCUCGCGGUCCUAACAACGUCGUCGCUCGAUGGGGUCCUACCGUCUGGUGCAUUCUCGUCGCUGCCGUCUUGGACUUGAUCGCCACUGUUCUGGUCUUCAUUACCUGCUGUGCUGGUCGCUCCAAGAAGCGUCACGCUCACCGCAGCAAGGCUGGUGACUACUAA